AUGUGUUUUUGUGUCGUUUCGUACAAGAAAAAAACCGCGCAGUGAUCCACAAUGGGGAUGCUUGUCUUGCACCUUUCACGUUUGGACACUAGAGGGCGUCGUUGUUCAGUUACAACGCCAACGACGCCACCCAUUUUUUUUAAAAAGGGCUAAUAAAUGGUUUCUUAUGAGUGACAAUGGUUUAUUGUGCAACUUGUGAGCAUCCUCGUUGGAAUGUGACUUUGUUUGCAAGUUGACUCCUAAAAAUCCUGAAAAUCAUCCUAAUUGGGCUUAUCAAUAGGUUGCAUCACCACUCAUCCAUCCCACCUUUUUCCCUCCCUCUCCUGUAGUCCUCCUCUCUGCUCUGCUGUGCUCUGCAAGCCCUUUUUCACGCACAAAAGCAAUCAUAAGCUGCGGGAGAAGACAAUCGCCUGCCUGAGUGCAGUGGAGUGUCAUCAUGGAUGCUUAAGACAGAGCGCGGAGGUGUGCACUCUUGCAGGUAAACAGGUCCCUGAACGCCUCUUGAAGUUGCGGCUACUUUUGUUCUUGUUUUUUUCCCCCCCAUUUUUUUAAUGUUGCCCACCGAGAUAUCAGCAGUGUGUUUCACCUCAAGCGACCAUACUGAGGCAAGGAGAGAAGGUAUGAAAACGGAGGAGAGCCAACAGUCGUGUCUGCAGCAGCCUGCAUCUUCCACACCUUUUGCUGGUCCAGAGUACUCGGGCGGAGGGGGUGGAGGCGGAGAGGUGUGCGCAGGCUGCGAGUCUCCCAUCGCUGACCGCUUCCUGCUGCGUGUUAAUGAGCGCUCCUGGCACGAGACGUGCGUCAAGUGCACGGUGUGCAUGAGUGCCCUCACAGGGACGUGCUACUGCAGGGACCGUCUGCUUUACUGCAAGCCUGACUAUGAAAAGCUGUUUGUGAGGAAGUGCAGCGCCUGCCUGCAGGUGAUCGGCCGCUCUGAGCUGAUCAUGCGGGUGCUGGGCCAGGUGUACCACCUGGGCUGCUUCAGCUGCUGCGAGUGUGAACGCAGGCUGCAGAGAGGCGACGAGUUUGUGUUGAAGGAAGGCCAGCUGCUGUGUCGCAUGGACUAUGAGAAGGAGAGGGAAAUGCUCGCCGCCAUUAGUCCCGCCCCCACGGAAUCAGUGAAAAGCGAGGAUGAGGACGGCGGCGGGGGCUCAGGUGGGGGCAAAGGUGGAGAUGAAGGGAAGGAGCACAAGCGCUCAAAGCGGCCACGCACCAUCUUGACCACGCAACAGCGGCGCGCUUUCAAGGCAUCUUUUGAAGUGUCAGCCAAGCCUUGUCGCAAGGUGAGAGAGACGUUGGCGGCCGAGACCGGGCUCACAGUGCGGGUUGUGCAAGUGUGGUUUCAAAACCAAAGGGCCAAGAUGAAGAAGAUUGCUCGCAGGCAGCAGCAACAGCAACAGCAGCAGCAGGAGCAGGAACAGCUAGGAGGGACCAGAAGGGGGGCCAGCCGAGGGGGUCGCCAAAGCAACGAUGACAGUGAGGACGGCUCCAGCAGCCAUGGCAUGGAUGGCAUGCUGGGAUAUCCCUCUCUGCCGAGACAGCAGCUACUCACCCUGGACCCCAACAUCUACGGAGGGGAGCCAUUCAGACACGGGCUUACUCCACCUCAGCUGAACAACGAGGGGCUCCAUCCGUACGACUCAGAGACGGUGUUCCACGACCUGGACAGCGACGGAAGCCUGGGUCACCUUGGCGACUGCCUCCUAGCGACGGGGGAGGGCGGCCUCCUGGCGGGCCGUGUGGGAAACCCCAUCGACCGUCUCUACUCCAUGCAAAACUCCUACUUCACCUCGUGACCCUUAGAAACUCUCACCCGUCCUCCCCUCUCCUCAACCUCUCUCCACCUCAGAGAUGCAGCUAAUGGGAGUGUGUCCAUCAACAUGCCUGACAGAAAAGAAAAAUCACCCACCAAAAACACUUGGCCAACCAAAGUCGAUCAAAGACAAGAUUAGUUGCCAUCAUUCCCUCCUUGAUGAGAAUCACUUGCUGGAACGAGAGACACUGGAACUCUUUUCUUUUGUGGCAUUUAUGUUUAAGAAAACACUGCACUUUUAAAACACAAAAGACACUUACCAAACACACUGACGACACGAGUAAUGUACAACACGGGUGACAGGUUAGGUCAAGGUUACUCAACUGGCGGCCUGGGGCCAAAUCCGGCCCAUUUAAUUCAAAUCUUGGGGUGCAACUACCAUUUUUUUGCAGCAGAUUCCUAAAAACACCAAAGCGCUGUCGCAUACAGGAUCUUUGACAAGAGCUUUUUGGCAGUAGAUCGUUGAAAAUAGUAGAACACUGUUGUCCUAGAGAGGAUCUUUGACUAGCGUUUUUGGCAGUAUAUUCUUAAAAACAGAAGAGCUCUCCUGUCAUUCUGGGACUAGCGUUUGUGCAGUAGAUUUUUCAAACAGCAGAGCGCUCCCAUCAUUUAAAGGAACUUGGACUGGCAUUUUUGCUGUAGGUCUUCAAAAAUAGCAGAGCACUUUUGUCAUCAGGAGGAAGUUUGACUUGCAUUUUUAGAGCACUCCCGUCAUUUAAAGGAUCUUGGACAAGCGUUUUUGCAGUAGGCACUUAAAAACAGCAGAGUGCCCAUGUCGUUUAAAGGACCUUGGACCAUCGUCUUUGCAGGCGAUACAUACAAACAACAGAGCUCUUCUGUCCCUUAAAGGACCUUAGACUAUGGUUUUUGCAGUAGAUACAAACAGCAGAGCUUUUCUGUCAUUUAAAGGAUCUUGGACUAGAGUUUUUGCAGUAGGGUCUUAAAAACAGUGACGCUCUGAUUCAAAGGAUCACUAAGUGUUUUGCACUAGGUCCUUAAAAAUUGUGGAGCGCUCCUGUCAUUUAAAGGAUCUUGGACUACUGUUUUUGUACUAGGUACUUAAAAAUAGCAGAACUUUCUUUUCAUUUAAAGGAUCUUGGACGAGUAUUUUUGCUGUAGAUCCUCAAAAAUAGCAGAGCACUUCAAAGAGAGGACCUUUGACUUGCGUUUUUAGUAGUAGGUCCUAAAAAACAACAGAGCACUCCCAUCACUUAAAGGAUCUCGGGCUAGCAUUUUUGCAGUAGCUUCUUAAUAACAGCAGAGCGCUCCUGUCAUGCAAAGAAUCUUUGACUAGUGUUUUUGUACUAGGUACUUAAAAACAGCAGGGCUCUCAUGUCAUUUGAAAGAUCUUGGACUAGCAUUUUUGCAGUAGGUUCUUAAAAACAGAAGAGCUCUCCUGUCAUUUAAAGGAUCUUGGGCUAGCAUUUUUGCAGUAGGUUCUUAAAGACAGAAGAGCUCUCCUGUCAUUUAAAGGAUCUUGGACUAGCAUUUUUGCAGUAGGUUCUUAAAAACAGACGAGUGCUCCCGUCAUUUAAAGUCUCCUGGACCGGCGUUUUCGCAGUACGUUCUUAAUUACAGUACAGUGCUCCUGUUAUUUGAAAGGAUCUUGGACUAGCGUUUUUGCAGUACAUUCUUUAAAAAAUAGCAGAGCACUGCGGUCAUAUAGAGGAUCUUGUCCUUAUUUGUUGGGAGUGAAUUUACCCAUCCAGAUAUUUGUGAGUCAAAACAUAGAGCUGAGGUUCUUUUGGGUUUUUUUUUGGAAUGAAAACAGUGAUUAGUAAUGUGGCAGAUGCGAUACUUUCUAAUGAUUGUGAGUACAGUUUUGCUCUCAGGUUAGUGCGUGUAUGUUUGUAUUACCUGAGUACUAACUCAGGAUAUGACACUGGAUAGGAUUGAGGUAUAACCAAUUAUUUGUAUAUGUGGACAUUUUUAAACAACCCUCUAUUUGAAAGACUUAUUUCUUCAUUUUGAUCGCAUGACUGGCUUAUUCCAGACCAAAAUAAUAAAGUCAUCAUCACUACUACAGGGUCACUUCAAUGGAGCCUUAUACGGCGACAGGGUUGUACAAGAGACUUUCCUUUUAAUUUUAUCAUUCAAAAAAAGCUGAGAAGUAAAAAAAAAAAAUAAGAAAAAAAAACACCUACAAGAACAGUAACAAGCUCCAAAUGUGAAUGUGUUAUAAUUGUAGUCUACUUCCACACUCAUUUCUUUCUCUGACAGCUCAAGGUAGUCGGUGUUAGGUAGAUUUUUGUACUUUCCUCUGUGAUGAACAACACAUAUUUGAACUGCAGCAUGGUAUUUGUCACACAAAUAGUCUCCAGACACAUUAAAAAGACAGCAGACAACAGUGGAAUUAAAAAUAAUCAGACUACACGCGAAGCUUGUGUUCAUUCAGGUGCUAUGAAAGGCACUCACAGCCUCCUCUGCAUUUCUCCAGUGCUAUUUUGUGAAUGUAACUUAUAUGUGCGGUGUUAGCUCAGUUUCUUAUGUUCAGUGGCUACCAGGUGACGUGUUUUGAAUGUAUUAUGUUACUGUAUAUUCAAUACAGUCUGCAAUUUCA
This is a messenger RNA of Dunckerocampus dactyliophorus (ringed pipefish), 4373 nucleotides long. RefSeq names its product LIM homeobox transcription factor 1, alpha-like (gene lmx1al). The record is from RefSeq and is a predicted model, not a curated record. The coding region runs from base 552 to 1796 and encodes 414 amino acids. Lineage: Eukaryota; Metazoa; Chordata; Actinopteri; Syngnathiformes; Syngnathidae. Gene Ontology annotation, molecular function: RNA polymerase II transcription regulatory region sequence-specific DNA binding; DNA-binding transcription factor activity, RNA polymerase II-specific. Gene Ontology annotation, biological process: regulation of transcription by RNA polymerase II; neuron differentiation. Gene Ontology annotation, cellular component: nucleus. The transcript is spliced from 9 exons.